AUGGCGGCGACUCAUGCUCACAUAUCCCAUAAUGCUAAAACCCCAACGUCUCACCAAAAACCUCCUCUUUGGUUCUCUCCUGAGACCGGAAUCUACACCAGCAAAUUCCCCUCCCUACACCUCCCCGUCAACCCAAAUCUCGACGCCGUCUCCGCCCUUUUCUCUCACAUCCACGACGGCGAUUACGCUGCUUCCGCCGCCUUCGUCGAUUCCUCAACCGGGUUUUCGAUGUCUUACACCGACCUUCAGGUUAUCGUCAAAUCAAUCGCUGCCGGGUUUUAUCACGAUUUGGGUGUCCGCCAAGGCGACGUCGUUUCGCUCAUGCUGCCUAAUUCCGUCUACUUCCCGUUGGUUUUCCUCUCGUUGAUCUCCCUUGGCGCCAUUGUCACCACCAUGAAUCCUUCGAGCAGUGUGGGAGAAAUUAAGAAGCAAGUGAAGGAGUGUAAUCUCGGUUUAGCGUUCACUUCUCCCGAAAACGCUGAGAAAUUGAGCUCGUUGGGGAUCGUUGUAAUCAGAAUACCAGAAAGUUACGAUUUUGAUUCGAUUCGAAUCGAAAACCCUAAGUUCUACGCAAUCAUCAAAGGAGAUUUCGGAUUCGUACCACCAAAACCUUUGAUUAAGCAAGACGAUGUAGCGGCGAUUAUGUACUCCUCAGGGACAACAGGAGUUAGCAAAGGAGUUUUGUUGACUCACAGGAACUUGAUAGCGACAAUGGAGCUUUUUGUGAGGUUUGAAGCUUCGCAAUACGAGUAUCCAGGCUCGAGUAACGUUUAUCUAGCAGCUUUGCCGUUGUGCCAUAUCUACGGGCUAUCACUCUUUGUGAUGGGACUGUUGUCACUGGGAUCAACCAUCGUUGUUAUGAGGAGGUUCGAUGCUUCUGAUGUUGUAAAUGUAAUCGAGAGGUUUAAGAUCACUCAUUUCCCGGUUGUUCCUCCGAUGUUGAUGGCGUUGACAAAGAAGGCGAAAGGAGUUUGUGGGGAAGUGUUUAAAAGCUUGAAGCAGGUUUCUUCUGGAGCAGCUCCUUUAAGCAGGAAGUUCAUUGAAGAUUUCCUUGAGACUCUUCCUCAUGUUGAUUUGAUUCAGGGAUAUGGAAUGACUGAAUCAACUGCAGUUGGAACACGUGGCUUCAACUCGGAAAAGCUUAGGAAGUAUUCUUCGGUGGGACUACUUGCUCCAAAUAUGGAAGCAAAGGUAGUAGAUUGGAGCUCUGGCUCUUUCCUUCCACCUGGAAACCGAGGAGAGCUCUGGAUUCAAGGUCCUGGAGUCAUGAAAGGAUAUUUGAAUAACCCAGAGGCAACGAAGAUGACACUUGUUGAAGAUAGUUGGCUACGUACUGGGGAUAUUGCUUAUUUUGAUGAAGAUGGUUACUUGUUUAUUGUUGACCGUAUAAAGGAGACUAUCAAGUACAAAGGGUUUCAGAUUGCACCAGCAGAUUUGGAGGCUGUUCUUGUUUCACAUCCUUUGAUUCUCGACGCUGCAGUAACAGCUGCACCAAACGAAGAAUGUGGAGAGAUUCCGGUAGCAUUCGUGGUCCGGAGACAAGAAUCAACACUUUCAGAACAAGAUGUAAUAAGCUAUGUAGCUGCUCAGGUUGCGCCGUACAGGAAGGUAAGGAAAGUGGUGAUGGUUAGCUCUAUACCAAAAUCUCCAACUGGGAAGAUACUGAGAAGGGAACUAAAGAGAUUUUUGACAAACUCUGUUUCUUCAAGACUAUGA
Messenger RNA from Microthlaspi erraticum, 1716 nucleotides. NCBI's taxonomy places the organism in Eukaryota, Viridiplantae, Streptophyta, Magnoliopsida, Brassicales, Brassicaceae. The record is from the annotation of a GenBank genome assembly.